This is a messenger RNA of Haemorhous mexicanus (house finch), 1293 nucleotides long. It is a transcript of the gene APEX1, whose product is annotated as apurinic/apyrimidinic endodeoxyribonuclease 1. The transcript has 5 exons. Gene Ontology annotation, biological process: base-excision repair. Gene Ontology annotation, cellular component: nucleus. The record is from RefSeq and is a predicted model, not a curated record. Gene Ontology annotation, molecular function: DNA-(apurinic or apyrimidinic site) endonuclease activity; endonuclease activity; double-stranded DNA 3'-5' DNA exonuclease activity. Lineage: Eukaryota; Metazoa; Chordata; Aves; Passeriformes; Fringillidae. The coding region runs from base 264 to 1181 and encodes 305 amino acids.
CCCCUCACGCUUCCCGCGCGCGCGGAGCCGCUCGCGCCGCUCCCGCCGCCGCCGCUGAUUGGUCCCGCGCGCUGAGGCACGGCGCGUUCUGAUUGGUCCCGCCCGCUCAGGCACGGCGAGCGCUGAUUGAUCCCGCGCGCUGAGGCACGGCGCGCUCUGAUUGGUCCCGCGCGCUGAGGCACGGCGCGCUCAGAUUGGGUGCAGGGGCGGGACUUGGAGGUCGAGGGGGCGUGGCCGUAGGCGGAAAAGGCGGGGCCAGCGCCAUGCCAAAGCGCGGGAAGAAGAAGGAGGAGAACGGGAGCGGGGACGAGGCCGGCCCCGCCCCCGCGAAGGCUCCCAAGGCGUCACCGGCCCCGCUCUACGAAGACCCGCCCACCCGCGAGGCCACGCCCGAUGGGCGGCGCUGGACGCUCAAGGUGACGUCAUGGAACGUGGACGGGCUGAGGGCGUGGCUGCGCAAGGGCGGGGCCCAGUGGGUGCAGGAGGAGGCCCCGGACGUGCUGUGCCUGCAGGAGACCAAGUGCGCGGUGUCGGCGGUGCCGGCCGAGCUGCGGGCGCUGCCGGGGCUCCCCCACCAGUUCUGGUCCAGCGCCAAGGACCGGCCGGGCUACAGCGGCGUGGGGCUGCUGGCCAGGACCGAGCCGCUGGAGGUCACCUACGGCAUCGGUGACCCCGAGCACGACGUGGACGGCCGCGUGGUGACGGCCGAGUUCCCCUCGCUCUUCGUGGUCUCGGCCUACGUGCCCAACGCCGGCCGGGGCCUGGUGCGCCUGGAGCCGCGGCUGCGCUUCGACGCCGCCUUCCUGCGCUUCCUGCAGGGCCUGGACGCCCGCAAGCCCGUCCUGCUCUGCGGCGACCUCAACGUGGCCCACGCCGAGAUCGACCUGUGCCACCCCCGCGCCAACCGCGCCAGCGCCGGCUUCACGCCGCAGGAGCGCGAGGGCUUCACGCGCCUGCUGGAGGCCGGCUUCGUCGACUCCUUCCGGCACCUGUACCCCGAGGCCCGGGGCGCCUUCACCUUCUGGACCUACCUGGGCGGGGCGCGGGCGCGCAACGUGGGCUGGAGGCUGGACUACGCCGUGGUGUCGCGGCGCCUGCUGGGGGCGCUGUGCGACUGCAAGAUCCGCAGCGCCGUGCAGGGCAGCGACCACUGCCCCGUCACCGCCCUGCUGGCCGUCUAGGGGGGGGAUUGGGGGCAAAGUUGGGUGAAAAUUGGGGUUUGGGGCGGUGUUGGGUUUUAAUUGCGGUGUUUUAGCUUAAAGUUGGCUCAGUUUGGCCCAAAAUCGGCUGAAA